CCCCAAGAAGGCGCAGUCGCUGUGGCGUCGUUUCUGGUUCUACGCCAAGGAGUACACUCCCCCGGGCGAGGUAUGCAUUCCCCAAUACAGUCCCGAGCCGAGCGUCCCGCGGCGCCUCAAUGUCCGGUCGCUGCCGCGCGAGCAGGAGAAGGUGGUGAAGGAUAUGCGCCAAGCGAUCCAGGCGCUAAAAGAUGACGGCCUGACGGCGGUCGACAUGUACAACUGUUGGCUUGGCCGGCGGCUGAUCCCCCUGCGGUGCCGAGCUCACCCCAUGUGGGAGUACCGGGGACAGAACGACCGCACCCGGUCGACGGCGACCGAGUGGGACGAGGGCGAGUACCGGAAGGCGCUCGCUAAGAUCACCACUGCCACCUUUACUUCCUUCGAGGACGGCUUGCAGCCCUACACCGAAGACACCCCAGCGCCUCAGCGUUGGCGGAAGAUCGCGGACCACCUCCCUCCUCUCGCCGGAAAGGAACCACCGGAGAUGACCGAAGGCGAGGAGGAAGAGGUCGACGAGGAGGAGGAGCGCACCGAGUCGGACUCGGAGGCGCGGGACUUCAUCAGACUCCCGCGCGGGUCGAAGAGGGGUGCCGAGUCCUCGUCCCGAGGCGCGGGCCGAAGAGGAGGCGACCUCCCGUCCGGAGGACAAGGCGGAGCCCUCCAAGGAAGGGGCCGAGCCGCUAUCGAAGCGGCUGCGCCCACUCUCUGGAAGGGUCCAUGA
Molecule: messenger RNA, 724 nt
Organism: Lolium perenne
Lineage: Eukaryota; Viridiplantae; Streptophyta; Magnoliopsida; Poales; Poaceae
Source: RefSeq, a predicted model, not a curated record